GAGAAUGCUAGACAGGGAGGGAAAAGUGAGAGAAAAGAAACAGAAAAAGGAGUAACUUCCUCGUUGCUUCAUGAAAACAUAGAAAUACAAUUUAUUGCAAAGGGUCAAGGUUGGGGAGGACCACCUGACCACCUGACUCCACAGCUCCCAACUGACAGAGGGACAGAGAGAGAUGGACACCUGUUCAUUUGGAACACUCAGACAUGUGUUACUAAUCUGGUAACACAGGUUGGGGACCUGGACAAGUUUGGCUGCAAGAGGGGUUGGAUCAAAGCCACAGCCCAAAGGGCCAGGGCUCAGAAUGACACUGAGCCAAUCGUGUUGGAGGGGAAAUGCCUGGUGGUUUGUGACUCCACCCCCUCAUCGGAACCGUCGGGUAACGCUCUGGGGAUGUCGGUGCGGUCGGGGACUGGUCGAGUGGCAUUCUCCGCUGUCAGGAACACCAACCACGAACCCUCAGAGAUGAGCAACCGUACUAUGACCAUAUAUUUUGACCAGAUCCUUGUGAAUGUGGGCAGCCAUUUUGAUCCAGCACGGAGCAUCUUCGUGGCGCCUAGAACAGGAGUCUAUAGUUUCUGUUUCAACGUGGUCAAGGUCUAUAACCGACAGACCAUUCAGGUGAGUCUGGUUUUAAAUGGACAUCCGAUCAUCUCAGCCUUUGCCGGGGACCAAGACGUGACCAGGGAAGCAGCCACCAACGCUGGCUUGGUCACCAUGGAGAGAGGAGACAAGGCUUAUCUCAAACUGGAGAGAGGGAACCUGAUGGGGGGGUGGAAAUACUCCACCUUCUCUGGGUUUCUGGUGUUUCCUUUGUAAGAAGG
Messenger RNA from Oncorhynchus masou masou (cherry salmon), 821 nucleotides. RefSeq names its product cerebellin-1-like. Gene Ontology annotation, molecular function: protein binding. Lineage: Eukaryota; Metazoa; Chordata; Actinopteri; Salmoniformes; Salmonidae. The annotation marks the transcript as partial. Gene Ontology annotation, biological process: maintenance of synapse structure. Gene Ontology annotation, cellular component: synaptic cleft; glutamatergic synapse. The transcript has 5 exons. The record is from RefSeq and is a predicted model, not a curated record.